AAGUUAACACAGGAAGUGAAAAUAAGGAAUGAAGAAAAAAAACGUUUGUGACUGGGCAUGUCUUGUAAGUCUGUGAAGUAUAAAGAGAAGUUUAUGUUUUUUAUAUUGCAUUUCCAAGAGAUCUGGUAGUGUAGGCAUGUCUCCUGUAUUUACAGUUGUGCUGGUGCUACUCCUGACAGCAUCUCAAGUUAUUGUGCAAGGAGACCAAGCUUUGAAUCUACGAUGUCGGUGUAUUCAGAAGGAGUCAAAACGCAUUGGCCGCUAUUUGAGAAAGGUGGAGGUGCAUCCAGCCAACUCUCACUGCAAAGAAACAGAGAUUGUUGCCACUCUUAAAAAAAAUGGACAGAAAAUUUGCCUUGACCCCAGUGCCAAAUGGGUCAAAAGAAUCUUGAGUAGAAACCAGAAAAGUAAAUCCUUUAAAUCCCUAAACAAGGGGUAGUGUGAAAUCCAUAUACUACAGAUAUCACAGGCUUAUCUACAUUUGUAAUGUAAAUUGUAAAUACUAAAUAAUAAUAAAGUGCCUAUAUAUCAUUGUA
Boleophthalmus pectinirostris (great blue-spotted mudskipper) is the source of this 536-nucleotide messenger RNA. RefSeq names its product C-X-C motif chemokine 10-like. Gene Ontology annotation, molecular function: CXCR chemokine receptor binding; chemokine activity. The record is from RefSeq and is a predicted model, not a curated record. Gene Ontology annotation, cellular component: extracellular region. Gene Ontology annotation, biological process: antimicrobial humoral immune response mediated by antimicrobial peptide; cellular response to lipopolysaccharide; inflammatory response. The transcript has 4 exons. The coding region runs from base 137 to 439 and encodes 100 amino acids. Lineage: Eukaryota; Metazoa; Chordata; Actinopteri; Gobiiformes; Gobiidae.